UGCCAUAUCAGUGUUCCGAAUAGUUGUCAGUGACGUUUCUCUACUCCAGUGCAUUUUAGUUGAUUUUAGUGGGCUGUCUUCUAACUUCUGUCUAGAAUAGUGAAGAUUAAAAGAGUGAUAAAGUGUUAAUUGUAGUCAACGACUAAUGGUGUAAUCGAACAAUUUCGAUGGUUUUAAUCUGAGUACAAAACAACACAAGAGUUAAAAGUUGACAUUUUCAAUGUUCAAUAACGUUAUAAUGAGCGAACUGUCGUCGGCGUUUUUAAAGUUCGCAGCUACACGCAUAGUGCAAAAAGUAACACUUUCUUCAACUUCUGAUCAACACAGAUAAAAUGCAAGCGAGAAAAUAAGGAAGAACAGAAUUUUUAAUACUAAUUAAGUGUAUUAGAACUGAAUGCUUUUGAUCGACUUAUUUAAAUGUAAACUAGAGUUCCGGAGUUCAGAUAUCGCCAAGUACAACCCAGUUUUCAAGAAAAGUUUGUGAAAAGAAUGAUGUUCCUAUAGCGUUGACAAUCAUUCAGACUCAGCUAAAUAAAAUUUAAAGAGAAGUGUAUAUAGUUCACCUUCUUUAAAAAACGAAUCAUCUUGUUCUCCAGAAGUUUCAGGCCAACAUUUUUAUUUUCAGAACCGCAUCAUUGAUCAUGAAGCAUAUGAUCAGCAAAACUUUAGUGAUGCUGAAAAUGCAAUCGCCUCUAUGGAAAAUUUGUGCAAAGCAACAGAUUGUACAAUUUGCACACCCAGUGAAAGACAAAAAUUUCCCAAAGUAAUUAUCGAAAAAAAAAUAUUUCCAAAGAAGAAUAUGCUGUCAGAUGAUAGUGAGACAAAUCGUAAGAACGAUGACACAAAUCAAGAGCUGUUAUCAGAAAAUCCCAUAAGGAAAAUAUCGGCAGACACCAACGACCACUACAAUGUGUCUGUAGCUCUCCAUGAAAUAGAGAAGAAUAUAGAUGAAAAUAUGACUCUAAGAAGUAAGCGGAAAACAUCCGUAUACUCUCUCGUAAACUUUGAUAGUAGUGAGAAUGCACAUAGAUUAGAUUUUAAGCAUAAAGACGAAGACAAAAGCCAAAAAUGUUUGCCCGAAGAGAACAAAAGUCUUAAGGAAAUGUACAUAAAUAAAUUAGUCUCGCCUAGAAAAACGUCUGUUAAUUCGACAAUGCAGGAAAUUCAAGCUGAAUCCAUGGUAACGUAUGGCACAAGUAGCAGCAUGGUUCUUCCUGAAGACCAUGAUGUUGAACAAGAUUCACUUUCCAUUGAUACAUGCAUGAAUAAUCUCACGUCUGAUGUAAAAAGAAUAAAAAGUACACGAUUUGUAACUUCUAACAUUAUGGGAGACGAUAUUGAACUAGAUAACAAAGACUUAGAAAGUCAAAGAGAAGAAGACGUGGGCGUGACAAUAUAUGAUGUAGAUGACAACGGCACUAGCAUUAGUGAUAUUGUAGCUACGCAAGCUCUUCAUGAAUCUUUGAGUAAAAUGGGCAAAGUGCCUCCUUUAUGUGCGCAAAUAGAAAUUAGAGAAAUGAAUGUCAAAUCUGACAUAGAAAAAGAAUGUCAAAAAGAUGUUGCUAUUCAGGACGAAGCAGUUGAAGGUUUUAUUGGACCACUUCUUGAUGAAAACUUUAAAGCAGAUGAAAAGCUUGCACAAAAAACAAUGGGCAUGGACGAAGUGAGAAACUUGCUAAUGAAAGUAAAGGUUCAGACUGUCGAACAAGAUGAUGAUGACGAAGAAAAAGCCAUAGGUAUAUCCCCAGAUGGAAGAUUUCUGAAAUUUGAAGAAGAAAUUGGCCGCGGAAGUUUCAAGACUGUAUAUAGAGGGCUCGAUACUCAAACUGGAGUAGCAGUGGCCUGGUGUGAACUCCAGGAGAAAAAAUUAAAUAAAACUGAAAGAUUGCGAUUUCGAGAAGAAGCAGAGAUGCUAAAAGGACUGCAACAUCCGAAUAUUGUACGAUUUUACGAUUACUGGGAGGUCACAUUAACUCGUCGAAAAUACAUUGUCUUAGUGACAGAGCUCAUGACAUCAGGAACUCUGAAGACGUAUUUAAGACGUUUCAAGAAAAUUAAUCCAAAGGUUGUCAAGUCUUGGUGUCGACAAAUUCUGAAAGGAUUGAGCUUCUUACAUUCGAGGUCUCCUCCUAUAAUUCAUCGUGAUUUAAAAUGCGAUAACAUUUUUAUAACGGGAACAACUGGUAGUGUAAAGAUAGGUGACUUGGGCUUAGCGACCCUUAAAAAUCGAAGUUUUGCUAAAAGUGUUAUCGGCACACCAGAAUUCAUGGCACCAGAAAUGUACGAAGAGCAUUAUGACGAGUCUGUGGAUGUUUAUGCAUUCGGCAUGUGCAUGCUGGAGAUGGCUACUAGUGAAUACCCAUACUCAGAAUGUACUGGACCUGCACAAAUCUACAAGCGAGUUGUAUCGGGUGUCAAACCACAAAGUUAUGACAAAGUUGAAAAUCCAGAAGUACGAGAGAUUAUAGAAAUGUGUAUCCGAUUGAAAAAAGAGGAAAGACCUUUGGUUAAAGAUCUUCUUAAUCAUGAAUUUUUCGCUGAUGAUGUUGGUUUAAAAUUAGAAAUGGUGUCUAGAGAUUCGGCAGUAGCAGAAGCAGAACUUUCACGAGUCGAAUUUAGAUUAAGAGUUUUGGAUCCCAAGAAACGGAGCAACAAGCACAAAGAAAAUGAAGCAAUUCAAUUUGAUUUCGAUAUUCAAGGAGACAAUGCGGAGGAGGUAGCAUCAGAAAUGGCUAAAUCAAGUCUCAUUCUUGAAGAGGAUGCUAAGGCAGUUGCAAAAAUGUUAAAAUCACAAAUAACCGGUUUGUUACGAGAGAGAGAGGAGCGUAAAAUUAAAGAGGAAAGAGAACGGCAAGAUAGAGAAACUGAGUCAAAUUCAGUGGACAACAUGCUUCAAAAUCAUCUGUUAUUGCAACAGAUGCAAAUGCAACAACAGCAAGUGCAAUCUAGCUUAAAUAUUCAAAUACAAAAUCAAGUUGGUAUGCAACAACAAAUGCAAGUACAGGGACAGGUACCUCACCAACAACAAUCUCAGGUUCAGUCUUCUACCCAAACAGCAUCAGGCCAACAGCAUAGUCUUCAACCCCAACAAGUUCAGUUGGUUCAACAACAGCCUCUAAUUCAACAUCAAACAUCUGUCGUUCAACCUCAGCAAGCGCAACAAAUGCAACAAAUUUCUAACAAUACCCAGCAAGUUCAAUAUCAACCACAGCAACAACAGCCACAACAGUUUCAACCGCAACAACAGCAGCAGGUAUUUGAAGGAAUUGGGACAAAUUCUUCACAAUGUUCCACUCCUCAAAAUGUGCUAGCCCAGCCACAGUUUCCACAGGUGCCGCAACAUUUACAACAGCAACAUUUGCAACAGGCACAACAAUAUAUACAAUUAAAUCAAAUGAAUGUUUCACAUCAAGUUUCUCAUUCGUCGCAAAUUUCAGCACAACAACAAAAUAUGCAUCAACAAAUUCCACAGAGUCAACAACAACAACAGGCACAUGUGCAACAUAUUCAGCAGGUUCAUCAAAAUCAGGGCACAUCUACAUCAGUGCAAGGUCCGGCUUAUUACCAAACCACACCCAGCGCAGCAUCAUCAUAUUCCAGCCCAACGUCAUAUCAGCAAAAUGUGGCCCAGCAAUUUUACCACGGUUAUUCAACUACUUCGACAUCAGCUAUUCAUGGCGAUAUCUUACUUGCUCAAACCACUCAACAAAUAUUUUCACAUCCGAGUUCUUCGAGUAGUAAUGCUGAAGUAACACCGGCGGCAUAUGUUCAGCCUUUACAGAUGAAAGUAACAGUAUCUUCUGCGUUAAGUUCCCAAACUUCGGUAACUGCUACUCAUGCAAACACAUUACAAACAUCCCAAGUUACAAACGUACUAAACGUAUCGAAUACGUUACCACCUAGUAGUCAACAGUCGCCUAUGGUGCAAAUGCCCCUCUUACAGAAUACCAACGUUAAUUUAACAGCUAUAACAACUAUGCCAUCUACACAAACAAUAAACGUUGAACAGCAAGUGAAACAUCAUCAACAGCAGCAACAACAUAAGAAUUAUGAAACAUACGGGGACAGUUCCAAUUUGCUAAAAUCUGAUACAAUAGACGCAGUACUUUCUUUGCCUGUAGAUAUAUCCUUAAAUUUACACUAUGACACUGCUGCUGGCUUAUUAGGACAACAACCCUCUGCUAUUAAUGAUGGAACUAAUACCGAAUAUUCAGAAGGCGUAACCAUACUGGAAAAAUGCAAAAUAAAGCGGAGUGGAACAAAACGUAAAAAGCCUGGAAUUAAAUUAACUGUGCUCUCUGUUAGCGAAGUUGAAGGGCAGUCAGUUACUGUCGAAUGUCAGUUAGAUACAAGCAAGCAAAAAACUGUAACAUUUAAAUUUGAUCGUGAUGACAUGGUACCUACGGAUAUCGCCAAUAACUUAGUAGCUGAAAAUCUUCUGCCACCUUCGCAGUGUGAAACAUUCGUGGAAUUGAUUGAAGAUAUUGUAAAACAAUUGAGAUUGAAUCCUUCUCACAGUUUACCAUUAGUAGCUCACGGACCACCAGAUCAAUCUGCUGGUGGCAGUCCUGUUACAAGUCGCCGGCCUAGAGAGCGUGAUCAUAGUUUUGAUACACCUAAGCAGGUGAGACAUGGAUCGUUAACUCGUCAAAACAAUCACCGAUCGUCGUACAAGGUUCAUCGUAGGCACCGUUCGAGGGAUGAGACUUUCAAUACGUCUACACCUACGAAAUUACUUCCAAUCGAUCAAAUUAUAUCUCAAAUCGCAAUUGCUGCGUUGAAUAAACCAGAACAUAAUCAAACGAUUGAGAGCCAGGCUCGUACUAGUAACUCAGCUGAUGGUUCUAGACGCUCGUCCACUUGCACUCAAAACACCGAUGUAUUAACCCCUACUAAUGUUCCUAAUGAUUUGUGCAUUAGUCAAGAGAAUUUACAUUCUAUUUUAUCAGCGGGUACUAUAGUAGAAGUAAACUUAUCCCAAAACGACACAAGACCUUUUCCCCUUACGUCUGAAAUCGCAUCUAUUGAUGCACGCGUUAACUUACGUGGUGAGACCAAUAAUGCAUCAUUUCAAUCCAAUGAACAGCAAGACAAAAUCGAACACUAUUCCGAUUUCCAAGAUGAAAUCUCGCAUAAGGAAAUUAAUAUUUCUAGUAGUUCUGAACUAGAACGAAGCAAAGCAAAGAUUAUGCCAGUUCGAAAGAUUUCUCGCUUUUUAGUUAGUCCCGUCUUUGAACAAAAUGUCGUCACAGAUCAAGAAGAAUCGACUAGCCGAGAAGAAAGUAUAGAAAAGAUAAAUCAGUCAGAAGAGUUAGAUCUAACAGAUAUCGUUCGUGAAGUUAUUUUUAACGAAACUGAUAACGCAGAAGUGUUAGGGCCUGCAGCCGAGCAGUUAAAUAGUGUGGGUGAAAAUACGCAGAAACAAGAUUCUGAAAGUACACUCCAUAAUUUCAGUCAACAACCGAUAGACAAUAUUAACGCAAUUAAACCGACAGUUGUUAGUGAUCAAGAUUCAUCCGUGAUGCACUUAGAUCUACAAGGACAACAAAAUACAAUUCAUGUUCACUCCACUGAUUCAUCGGAAAUAAUACUUCAACAAGCACAACAGAAUGUUAUUAUACCUCAAAGAAUUCACAAUCAGUGUUCUGUGCAACAAUAUACCAUACUGCAGCAACACCAACAACAAGAUAUGCAUCAAUCAUGCCACGUACACAAUAAUUUACUCAUGCUACAUCAACCGCAAUUGCAACUCACCAGUGAUGAGCAGAAUAGAAGAAUUUCAAAUAUUUCUGCUGUUUCUAGUAUGUCGAGUGAUUCUCAACUAUCUGAAUUGUCAGGCAUUACCGAAGAUAAAAAAGUCUCGUGUAUUUUGCCGAAUCUAUCGUCGCAAACUGUUCAGCAUACUCAAUUCAUGCAUCAAGAUAUUUCUAAUAGCUCGCUUUCACCGCAUAUAAACGUUACAGAUGUUGUCCAACCAUCAACUGCUGUUCAUCAGACUACACCAGCUAUUUCAGGUAGUUCAACUCUUCCUUUUCCGGCUCAGUCUGUAUUACCAAACGAAAUAAACUCUAAGGUAAAAGCUAAAGAGGUAUCAUCUACUCUCCCUGACUUGGCACAAAAUUUGGCAAAUAUUCUCUCUAACCCGAAAUCUAAGUCAGUCACGCAACAUGGUUUAAGUAGUCAUGAGCAAGCCUUGAACUCAAAUACAGCGACGACUCUCACCGACUACAAACUUCCUGCUCAUUCAGAACAAUACUUUCAACCCAUUCAACCUGAAGGAUCGCAGCAAAAUAUACAAGUUAUGACACAGUUGCAAUCAACUGUUCAAAAAUGUAUACAAAGCACACAAAGUUUUCAGACAAAUCUGAAUAAUGCACAACCGUCACAAAUUAAUAAUCAAGUCCAUGUACAGCAAUCAAUGUGUCAACAGCAAGCAACUGACAUAGUGAAUUCUAAUAUUACACAGAAUCAGUUAACUCUGCAAAAUCAAUCUCUGGGACUCCUGUCUGAAGCUUCUGUUGCAAACAAACGAUUAGGUUCUGCAUAUGGAACUUCAAUAAGUCAAAACUUAAUACAAUCACAGUCAAUGGAAAAGGCUCAUCUAGUGCAAAAUCCGACUUUGAUACAAGUUACACCUAUUGAACUUCCAUCACAGUUGCAAAAACUUGAAAAUAUUGAGGAUCAACAUCAACCACAUCUAAAAAUUCAGGACGAAAAGAAUUCAAGGAUAAACGAGAUUGAAAGCAGUACAGACUGCAGCAAUCCAAGCAGGCGUACCAGUUCCGAGUAUCAACUCGUCUCGGAAAAUGAAGGGUCCAGUGUCGAUAAUACGCCGGAACAAACCUUAGUAGGUCUUCUUGACCCUAACCUAUUAGUACAACCAAUUGUUCUUCAACAGCAACAUCGAAAACUUAGUCAGCAAAACUCUUUAGAUAAGCUGUCAGAUUUAGGUUCUGGAGGACCACAAACAAUUGCAGAUUUGCAGCAUAAAUUAGUUCAACUAACUAGUCAACCAUCAGAAUCAUUAAAUAUUGGCACUCCGCCUCUGUGUCAUCCAGAUACUCCUCACAGUUUUCAAAUGGGUCCACUUUCUCCGCAAGGAACAGUGCAUUCUGGAAUUGAAGAGCUGUAUAUCGGACAAACGGCUCAAAAAUGUCCUCCGGAACAGGAGCUAACAAUGUAUGCUUCUUUACAGCCUCUCCAAACUUCAAAUCAGCCUGUCAGGAAAAUUUCCAGGUUUAUGGUUUCUAAAGUGGCUGGCCCACCAAGUGAGGAUAAUGUAACCUAUACAGAACAACCAAGUACUGAUCAGCAGCAUUUGAUCCAGGAUCAAACGAAAAGUGCUAACCUUAUAUAUGAUACUCCUCAUCGCGUCGAAGAACCACUUAAGGGGACAAAACCAAUAUCGCAAAGUCUAAAUGAGGCUACGCAGGCCGGCAUGAGUUCCAUUGUUCUUGCUUCACGAGAGAUGGAAACAGAAGAUAACAUGUCAGUCUUGACUCCAAGCGAACAGUAUCAGCUGCUAAUAAAGAGGCAAACCAUGGAACUUGAAUCGCUUCAACGAAGACACAGAGAAGAAUUAGAGCACUUUCAACAACAUCAAUUGCAACUAUUAAUUCAGCAACAGCAGCAAACGAGCGCUUUACAUCAACACCAACAUCAUCCUUUACUUUACCAUACUGUUACAGGACAAUCGAGGCCUCCUGGAGUAGACGACUGCAUAAUGAUUAGCGCUGAUUCGCCAGCGCCCUUUCACAGGAAGCUUAGUUAUUCUCCGGACACAGAAGAGACUUUAAAAUUGGCAACCCAGAAAUUAAAUUUGACUGCAGGCGCACCGCAUGCUUAUGUUAUUCCAGUCCAAGUUAUGCCUUCGGAAAACAGGCUAAAUAUUCCAGGCCAGGACACAAGUGAUGCCUCAGAAAUGGUCAACGCUGUUAACAGUUUAACGACUUUGAAUCCGUUUACACAAUUUGUACCAGAAGGAACAAGUAUCAACACUGAAAACUACAGUCAAUCGUUAGAAGCCCCAUGCUUGUCUAAUGUGCAAACUUUUACGUCGCAUGGAGGAUUUUUCCUCCCUGCAGGUUAUCGACUCAUAUACGCACCUGUUGGGAGUACUCAAAUUCCAUCAACGAUACCUACUACUCCCCAAUUAGAAAAUUUGAAUAAUGAUACGCUACCAGCAGAGCUACAAAGUUGUUCUGAAUUAAUAGUUUCAAAUUCUUCCGAGAUCGAUCAAUAACGCUAUAUUAUAUCGAUACAUUACGUCAAAAUGAAUGGUUAUCAAUUAAUUUUAUGGAAUUUAGGUGAUGAGUUUCAUACAUUACUGUUACGAUUGUCAUCAGAAAUGUUUUAUUAUUGUUGUACGAUAUUGUCACACAGAUAUAUUAUAAAGGUUAUUAUUAUUAUUAUUA
Molecule: messenger RNA, 8414 nt
Organism: Belonocnema kinseyi
Lineage: Eukaryota; Metazoa; Arthropoda; Insecta; Hymenoptera; Cynipidae
Gene: Wnk
Exons: 18
Coding region: 695-8242 (2515 amino acids)
Biological process (GO): protein phosphorylation; monoatomic ion homeostasis; positive regulation of sodium ion transmembrane transporter activity
Cellular component (GO): cytoplasm
Molecular function (GO): chloride channel inhibitor activity; protein serine/threonine kinase activity; potassium channel inhibitor activity
Source: RefSeq, a predicted model, not a curated record